AUGAAUUGCGCUGGUUGUAAUACAAUCUGCAAACCGGGGGCGCGGCUGCUGAAUUGUCAUUCCUGCGAAGGAAUCUAUCACAUUGAAUGCCUUAAUAUUAAGCAGCAACAAUAUUCUUCACUGUCAGAAGAAUUUAAGGCAGCCUGGAAAUGUCCCUCAUGCAAUAAUGUUAUCCGUCGUGGACGAUCCAACUUGCUUAAGCCCGUGCGAUCCACGCAAAUACCUUUGGAUGAUAACAUGAAUAUGUCAUAUGAAAUCGAGGGCCAAGCACCCAUCUCACCGACUACACCAGCUGCUUCAGUCCAUGACUGUGUUGCCCUGGAGACGGGUGCUACUUUCCAUACAUUCACACAGGAACUACAUAAGACCUUUGAGGAAUGGCGAAGUGAUAUGAACAAUACACUAACUGUAUUCAAGGAGAAUAUCAAGAGCUCACUACAUGACUGGCGAGAUGAGAUGGAGGCAAGUAUAACUAAACUUAAUGAUGAUUUAAAAUUUGCUUUCAAUGGAUUCAGGGAGGAGAUAUGCACCCUUCGUGCUGAACAUGAGCGUCUAAAGCAUCAAACUGCUGAUAUAUGUGAUGUCUCAGAAUUAAAAGCAUCCAUGCUGUUCCUUUCCGGGGAACAAGACGAUUUCAAAAAAAAAGUGGACGGCACAAUACGUCAAUCCACCGAACAAUCCAGCCUAACCAUUAGCAACUUGGAAACUAAAGUCGAUUACUUAGAGCAACAAGCCAGACAAUGUAACAUCGAAAUCUGUAACACUCCUGAAACUCGCAGUGAAAACUUGUUAAACAUAAUGGGAUCGAUUAGUAUGGCUAUUAACUUUCCAAUUUCUCAGAAAGAUAUCCUGUCAAUCCAUAGAGUUCCCCAUGCUCACCGUUAA
Molecule: messenger RNA, 885 nt
Organism: Parnassius apollo (apollo)
Lineage: Eukaryota; Metazoa; Arthropoda; Insecta; Lepidoptera; Papilionidae
Source: the annotation of a GenBank genome assembly